UUAAGGUUAGGUAGUUUCCACACAUGAUCGCAAGGAUCACAAGUAUUUUCACCUGCAAAUGAUUUUGUCAUUAUAAGCUUAUUUUAUAUAUCAAUUGUGUAAUAAAUAGUGAAUUGAAGUACGAAAUAAUUAAAAAAUGCCUCGAGGAUUCAAUUUUUUGGAUCUCGUUUGCAAAGAAUCGGUAAAAUAUUCCAAUUUGCCGGAAAGGUACAUCAAACGUGCCGGAGAGCAAAUUUCUUGGAAAACACCACGAGGUCUACCAAAUUAUUUACCUCGUACUGUACAACGUAAAAAAUUUAAUUUUUCAAAUCAUCGACCAUGGACGCAAGAAUUUGCUAUGGAGAAUCGCAGGACUAUUCCUUUUAAAAGAGUUCCCAUUGAACCAAUUAAAAAAUGGUCCUUUUUCCGCGGUGACAAGGUUGAGAUUUUGACUGGCAAGGACAAAGGAAAACAAGGAACGGUUUCGUUAAUUUUCCAAGAAAGAAACUGGAUACAUGUUGAAGGACUCAAUACCAAAAUGCAUACAGUAAUGGAAAGUAAGGGUUUUCCAGGUGUAAAUGUAUUGAGAGAACAACCCCUUCUUGUAACUGAAGAAGUUUCUCUCGUGGAUCCCAGUGACAUGCAACCUACUGAAGUUGAAUGGAGAUUCACAGAAGAAGGCGAAGAAGUUCGUGUUUCGUUACGAACGGGUAGAAUAAUUCCUAUUCCCACUGCAGAUCAAGAGACGAUUGAUUAUAAAUUGCCAAAAUUAUACAAACCUAGCGUUAAAGAUACGAAGAAAGUGGACGUUGAAAAAAUCACAUUCAAGCCUGAAUUGAAAACUUUUGAAAUGGACAUCAUGGAUAAAAUGGGAAUAAACGAAGAUCGGGUUCCUAAAAAGGUUUAUUGGUAUUGAAUAUACUUUUAGUGUUUGUAUAAUAAUUAAAUUGCAAAUUGUCUACAAUUUAUUACAAUAAAUGAUUUAUUAAGUUUAAACAA
Molecule: messenger RNA, 978 nt
Organism: Leptopilina heterotoma
Lineage: Eukaryota; Metazoa; Arthropoda; Insecta; Hymenoptera; Figitidae
Gene: mRpL24
Product: probable 39S ribosomal protein L24, mitochondrial
Exons: 5
Coding region: 137-895 (252 amino acids)
Biological process (GO): translation
Cellular component (GO): ribosome; mitochondrion
Molecular function (GO): structural constituent of ribosome; RNA binding
Source: RefSeq, a predicted model, not a curated record